AUGUUCCUGAGAAGGAAUAACCAGAGAGAUACAACUGAAAACAACACUGCUGUAGAAGCUAAGGAGGUAGCAAAUUUCAGAAAAAAGAAUGAUUUGCAGAUCUUAGAUGCUUCAGAUAUUCCAAGUUUUAUAGGUCUACAAAAGCAUCCCUUGGGUUUGGUCAUUAAGACGUUGUUAGUGAUAGUGAGGAGCCUCUUUUCUGUUGGUUGUGCCAAAGAUCCGGUGUCCACCACAGAUGUCCCCUUUCUUUGGGACCAGAUUAGUGGGAGCAUAACAGAAUUUCCAGUACAGAACAACAAAAUAAUCAUUGAUAUCUGGAAGUAUAUUGAUCGCCUGAAAAUGUAUAAGAUUCUUAUGAGAGAAUCAGACAAAUAUUUUGCUCAGUUUGGAAAAAACAAUUCAGAAAACGUGCUGUGGGCACUAACCAUAUUUUAUGGAAGACUGUAUAAGACAGCUACUCUCUUUGCUUUGCAGAUCGGUUCUCAGACCCUUCGAACAGCUCAGUCUGCGCUUUUGGUGGUGGCUGCAUAUCCAGCAGCAGUGGCUGGGGAGAGAUAUACAAUUUUCUGUGCAAUUUCCAAGGAACUAAUGAAUUUAUGCAACCAACUUGAAACAGGUAUUAAUUUCUAUGUGAUUGCUAUGAAUUUCCUUGCUGCAGUUGAAUCUGGGUUUUUAAGAGAUAUGCCGUAUAAGAUAGAAUUUUUAUCUGGAGAGGAACGCAGAUCUGACUUCUGUUAUUCAAUUGAGGAAUGUCGUAGAGCCUACCCACAAGCUAUGGAUGGAGCCAAAAGGUUUUAUCAGUAUAUGCAGUCAAGGAUGACCCUAUCCAAGGUUGGAACUAUUCCCAUUAUCAACAGAGAUGAUACUACAGUGAUCAAAUAUAUGUGGGAUGCCCAUCGAGCCGCGGUUGACGUUGCAAAGCCGAAGUUCAAUGACAUAUCAGAAUAUUCUUCUGCAACUGAAAGAGACUUCACCAUGGAUUUUCUAUCUGCCUUUGAAUUUUGUGAGGCAGCAGAAUAUCGCCCAUAUUUUGAAAGUACAGUGGAAAUACUACUAGGGUUCCCACAUAGGCCACUCACAGACCAAGAUGCAAACAUUCUCGCCCCUGACUUCAAUUUAUACGAAAAAGCACAUUUGACUUCAAUAAGAACACUUUCAAGAGUAAAUAAAAUGACAGGUAGAAACAGUUACAAUGGUUUCCUCUGGGACUUCCCCACUGUAAUUGUCAUUCCACAGGUCAGGAAACCUGUGGAAAAGGAGGUUCUACCUCUAAUGAGUACAUCAAUUCCACUGUGUGCUCUGAAACUGAGAAAAUAA
Oryctolagus cuniculus (rabbit) is the source of this 1317-nucleotide messenger RNA. Lineage: Eukaryota; Metazoa; Chordata; Mammalia; Lagomorpha; Leporidae. The record is from RefSeq and is a predicted model, not a curated record.